GGAAGUGGGGGACUGCGCUUAAAAGCCCGACACAACCGCAUACUCCGAGCCCGAGGACUGUCCCACUCCCACAUCUUUUUGGCUGGCUGCCUUUAUAGACUAUCCCACUUUUAUUUACUCCCCAAGUUGCUUCAUUGCUUGACAAUGGCGGACGAGGUGGUUCUGCUGGAUUUCUGGCCCAGCAUGUUUGGGAUGAGGGUCAGGAUCGCGUUGGCUGAAAAGGGGAUCAAGUACCAGUACAAGGAGGAGGACCUGAGGCACAAGAGCGAGCUGCUUCUCAAGAUGAACCCGGUUCACAAGCAGAUCCCGCUUCUCAUCCACAACGGGAAACCGGUCUGUGAGUCCCUCAUCAUCGUUCAGUACAUUGACGAGGUCUGGAACCACAAGUCUCCGUUGCUUCCCUCUGAUCCUUACCAGAGAGCUCAUGCCAGGUUCUGGGCUGACUUCGUUGAUAGGAAGGUGUAUGGAGUUGGAAGGAAGUUAUGGGCCACAAAAGGAGAAGAGCAGGAGGCAGCAAAGAAGGAAUUCUUGGAAAUAUACAAGACAUUGGAGAGUGAGCUUGGUGAAAAGCCUUACUUCGGGGGUGAAACAUUUGGGUUUGUUGACCUUUCCUUCGUCACAUUCUACAGCUGGUUCUAUGUGUAUGAGAAUUUUGGAAAGUUCAGCAUGGAGGCAGAGUUCCCCCAGAUUGUUGCAUGGGUUAAGAGGUGCAUGCAGAAGGAGAGUAUCGCCAACACUCUUCCUGACCAGAAGAAGAUUUAUGAGUUUGUCUUGAAGUUGAAGAAGAUCUUUGGUUUGGAGUAGAGUAAAUGGUCUUGUGGGAUUGUUUCGUGUCUGUGUCCCGGGUGUUACGUCAGAAGAGCAUGUAUGUUUGGUGUGUUUGGUUUUCAUGUGUUAGGUUGUUGUGUCUUCUUGUUUGAUGAAAUUGUACCUUUCUACUAUAGGAAUAAGAAAGACACUUCGUUGUGUCAGCUAAAUGUUAGGUGAAAACGAAAUUGUGCCUUUCUACGAGAGGAAUGAUUUAUAUCUAUCUUCUUUUCUUUUGCAUUUUA
Corylus avellana is the source of this 1052-nucleotide messenger RNA. Its product is annotated as putative glutathione S-transferase parC. Gene Ontology annotation, molecular function: glutathione transferase activity. Gene Ontology annotation, cellular component: cytoplasm. NCBI's taxonomy places the organism in Eukaryota, Viridiplantae, Streptophyta, Magnoliopsida, Fagales, Betulaceae. The record is from RefSeq and is a predicted model, not a curated record. Gene Ontology annotation, biological process: glutathione metabolic process.